This is a messenger RNA of Leptidea sinapis, 7610 nucleotides long. RefSeq names its product high-affinity choline transporter 1 (gene ChT). Gene Ontology annotation, cellular component: plasma membrane. NCBI's taxonomy places the organism in Eukaryota, Metazoa, Arthropoda, Insecta, Lepidoptera, Pieridae. Gene Ontology annotation, biological process: acetylcholine biosynthetic process; choline transport; transmembrane transport. The coding region runs from base 397 to 2139 and encodes 580 amino acids. The transcript has 10 exons. The record is from RefSeq and is a predicted model, not a curated record. Gene Ontology annotation, molecular function: choline:sodium symporter activity.
CGUGGAGGCGGCGGGGCGAGCUGUCAGCCAGCUAGGACCCGUGGAGGCUACUACCCGACGUGGGACGUGUUCCGCGCGGGUUACGUAACGCGCGAAGCCCGGACGCUUCAUGUUACCGCGAGCCGAUCUCACGCGCUCAUGUGCGGGCUAAGCUUCAGAACAAGGAAUAGCCCUUCGCAGAAGACCUCACUCCGGUGGGGCGACAGCUGCGCACACACCACCACAGCCAGUGACUAGACACGACCCCGCGAGUGACAUAACCCUAGUGUUAUUUGUAAUAUAUAUUAUCAUGAUUGCUUAUAUUAAGUCUUUACACGCAUAACUCUUUCGCGAGUCUAUUUCAGUGAGGCGUUAUUGUGAGAUAUUUACUAAAAGGGAACAAGCAAACCGGUGAAGAUGAUUAACAUAGCGGGCGUGAUAUCGAUCAUCCUGUUCUACGUGCUGAUCCUGGCCGUGGGCAUCUGGGCGGGGCGCAAGAAGCCGGCGGGCAAUGACUCCGAGGAGGAGGUGAUGCUGGCCGGGCGCUCCAUCGGACUCUUCGUUGGGAUCUUCACGAUGACAGCGACGUGGGUUGGCGGCGGGUACAUCAACGGCACUGCGGAGGCCAUCUACACAUCAGGGCUGGUAUGGUGCCAGGCGCCCUUCGGAUACGCGCUCUCCCUCGUGUUUGGUGGGAUCUUCUUCGCGAACCCGAUGCGCAAGCAGGGUUAUGUGACCAUGCUGGAUCCACUGCAGGACUCGUUCGGGAGUCGCAUGGGUGGUCUGCUGUUCUUGCCAGCACUCUGCGGGGAAGUGUUCUGGGCGGCCGGCAUCUUGGCUGCUCUGGGAGCCACCCUCGCCGUCAUCAUCGACAUGGACCAAAAGACGUCCGUUAUAUUCAGCGCGUGCGUGGCCGUCUUCUACACGCUGUUCGGGGGCCUCUACUCCGUUGCCUACACUGAUGUCAUCCAGCUGUUCUGCAUCUUCAUCGGCCUCUGGAUGUGCAUCCCCUUCGCGUGGGCCAACCCUCAUGUGAAACCCCUCAGCUCGAUGGAAGUCGACUGGAUCGGCAAAAUAGAUCCUGAGUACUAUUGGUUCUACAUCGACUACGGGCUGCUUCUUAUUUUCGGGGGGAUUCCCUGGCAGGUGUACUUCCAACGAGUGCUGAGCAGCAAGACGGCGGGGCGUGCGCAGGUCCUGUCCUACGUGGCAGCCAUUGGGUGCAUAUUCAUGGCCAUCCCGCCGGUGCUCAUCGGAGCCAUAGCUAAAGGAACAGCGUGGAACGAGACGGACUUCACGGGUACCCUGAGCGAGGAUGGCCAGCUGACUUCCGAUCAAACCUCCAUGAUCCUGCCCCUCGUGCUGCAACACCUCACGCCGGACUUCGUCUCUUUCUUCGGCCUGGGCGCGGUGUCUGCCGCCGUCAUGUCCUCCGCCGACUCCAGCGUUCUCAGCGCAUCCUCUAUGUUCGCCAGGAACGUGUACAAGCUGAUAUUCAGGCAGCGAGCGUCGGAAAUGGAGAUCAUCUGGGUGAUGCGUGUCUCCAUCCUGGUGGUAGGAGUGCUGUCCACCAUCAUGGCGCUUACCAUCCCCUCCAUCUAUGGGCUUUGGUCGAUGUGCUCGGAUCUGGUGUACGUGAUCCUGUUCCCGCAGCUGCUGAUGGUGGUGCACUUCAAGAAUUACUGUAACACGUACGGAUCGCUGGCAGCCUACAUGGUGGCGCUGCUGGUGCGGCUCACGGGUGGUGAGAAGCUGCUGGGGCUUCCAGCGCUGGUGCACUACCCAGGCUGGGAUGCUGAAAACGAGGUGCAGCUGUUCCCCUUCCGUACGCUGGCCAUGACGCUCUCACUCUUCACGCUCGCCUUCAUCUCUUGGCUCUCUGUGUACCUGUUCAAGAAGGGAUACCUGAGCCCUGAGUCAGACUACUUUAACUGCGUGGUGAACAUCCCCGAGGACAUCCGGCGUGUGGACGAGCCGUCCGAGGCUGGUGAGCAGAUGUCGGUGUUGAGUGGAGCCCCAGGCCGGCUGUACGGCGCUGCCGGCCUGGUGGGGCCCGACGAGCGUGGUGGCCGAGACAACCCUGCGCUGGAGCCUGAUGAUGACCUGGACGACCCCAACGACGGGCCUGCGCCGCUCACCGGCCACCAGACUGCCUUUUGAGACCAGCACCGCUCCGACUGCCAGCAGAUCCCACCGGCUGUAUACUAGCCUGGUUUGGCUCAAACAACUGUUGGUUGUUACAGGCUACAGGCCGGUGAGUACAGAAGCAAUAGCAACGUAGGUUUAUGAAUUAAAGAGAAUUUAUUUGAACUCAGAACAAAAGAAUUGCCGGAGUGAGCAGACUGUUAUAUUGAACCUCAUGUGCGUCGUGCACUGACCUGUAUAAAUACCACUGGACAGGCUCUUCCAUAUGUUUCACAGCAAAUUUUUUGUGCCUAUUUGAAGCGUCACUCGCGAGCGUCCAGAGAACUAAUUUUGACGUAUUAAUUAUACUAUUUUUGCAUUUUGAAUAAUUUUCGCUCGAACGCAAUAAAGUAUACAAUUUUUUUUUGUAAAUUGUUUCCCACCAUCUAUCGAUGUUUGCUGAGGUUGUCAUUACUAGUUUUAGUACCGCAGACUCUCGCUACAUGGCCAACAGCGCCAAAAUGGCGAAUAUGAAACUGGCACAAAAGCAAUUAGACAGCCGCCAGUCCAGUGGUAGUAGAGGUCAGUGGCGUCGUCCCAUUAUUUACCUUUUCUAUUCUAUUCAUACAUAUAGAUAAAAUUGGAGGUCGUCGAGAAAAAUGAAUACAUAUCUUAAUCCCUUGUCCAAUCUGUGGUAAGAAAUAUCAGCUAGUUCUAGCAGAAUUUAGUAUUUUUGGAGUGCAACGUAUUAAAAUGAAUCGAGCGCUUUAUAAAGCCCUGUACACACGGCGGAGCUUAUUGUCUGAUGUUGUGUCAUUGGUAUGGCUUUACUGAAGAUUGGAUUGAUGGUGUUAACAAUCCUUUGUUCUGAGUUCCGUAGUCACUAUACUCUCUAGUCGUAAUGAAUGUUGAUUGUGAUAAAUUAAAGCAACGCAAACAUAUCAAAUUGUGAAUUAUUCAGCGUUUGAGAUACCUAUUGUUUAUUAUAUUGAUGAGAUUCCUUAUUUACGUCAAUUAGUAGGACGACUGCACACGGGUGCUGUUUAUAAUACCGUGUGCGUCGGCCCUUAUACAUAUAUAAAUGUCUAACGUAUUAUGUGCAAUAUAGCUCGCUUCAAGCACAAAGUAUAUGAAAAUAUUUCUAUAGAGUUUUAUUUAUUAUAAUUACUAUCUGUAUUUUUAUAAUCGAUAAUAGUUCGAAUGUAUUAUACUCAAAUCAGUGUCUGUUCGCACAUAGCUUGCAAAGCGAAAGUGUCUUGGAUCCGUUACAAAAUAAUCUAUUCAAUCCCAAUAGUUUGAGAUAUACGCUUAGUAUCAUAGAAGAAACAUAUCAUUUGGAAAAAAAUGUACAAAUAUAAGAGUGACAAAAUACUUAUCGCCUUUGCGUUUAUAUUUGUUUUAAUUAUUGUAUAUAACCUAUAACCCUCACUUCUGGGAUUAAUACACAAAUAAAAUUUGAAAACAAAAUUUUAUAAGCGAUGCGGGAUUCGAACCCACGACCUUUCGCGUUCCGAGCUAGUGCUCUUCCAACUGAGCUAACCGUUCGAGUGACGUAUCGUCAUAAAAUCUUGUAUGCUUUGUUCAACUCUCAGGUUGUGGCUUUACAAAUUGUCUAGAUUAUCAAGAGCGACAUCUCAAGUCAAUUUCCUAAUGCAAAUAUUGGGGUUGAGCAGGUUAUCAACUGUAAAGUAGAUCCUGUAGAAGAAGCCACAACCUGAGAGUUGAACAAAGCAUACAAGAUUUUAUGACGAUACGUCACUCGAACGGUUAGCUCAGUUGCAAGAACGCGAGAGAUCAUGGGUUCGAAUCCCGCAUCGUUCAUAAAAUUUUGUUUUCAAAUUUGAUUUGUGUAUUGUAUCUCUAUUUCUGGACAGGGCUGAGCUCCCAACGUAAAGAUGUUCUACUGUCUGUCCUUCCUUAAGCAGAAAAUAUUUAUGUUUUUCUCUUCCUCGAGCAUUAUCGAUUGCGAUUAUCUUAUUUGUACUUCCACGUAAUAUUAUUUGUAACAAACCUUACUUAUUUUUGAUGAUCCCUUAGCCCUGGUGGUUGAUAGAUUUUGUAAAUUAUUACAACAUUGAUUAUCCUGUAUAGAAUUUGAUACAACUACAAACUAUAGUCUUCGCUCUGUGAAUCAAGUUAGAUCUAAGUGUAAUGCUCAGUGUUCACUGUAUACAUAUAAUAUUAGUAUCGAACUAACAUUAACUGUCGGAAUACCUUCUCCUUUCCCACUCACGUCCAAUUACAAUGUAAUUAAUUAAAUAUAAAUAAAUGUUGCAGUACCAUUUCAAGCUUACAAUAUAGAUGUAUUUUUCAAAUCACUAUUUAUAUAAAUAUUCGAUGUAUUUAUUGGCUUUUCUAAAUUAUAUUAUAUUAUAUCGUUAUAUAUAUAGAUGUAUGUACUUAUGGAAAGUUUGUGAUAGUUCGCUCUCAGAGACUUUACGAAACAUAUCAAAUCUAUGCCUAUUGUUAUAUCUACUUGUAUGGAAUUAAUGUUUAGCCAACACUCUCCGUUGAAGUAGGUGAUCAUUUGGUUUAUUACUUCUUGUUUCGUGUGUAUACAUUAUAAAAAUCUAUUUAAGUUAAAAAAUCCGCUGUGUGUUUGUUCGCGCCACUGCAAGCGUUCAGAGUUUCGCGGAGUCUGUUGCAAGCUUCGGCUGCUACGAGCUAGAAUCACAGUCUGUACCCGGCCUAAAAGGUGUACCUUGUACAGUCGCUAGAAAAACUCUACAAAUUAGUUAAAAAAUAUCAUAAUUUAGUUAUUUUAUAUAAAAUAUUUAUUUUCGUUUCAAUAAAUAGUAUUUUUUAGUUAUCCAUGGUUGUGCUAACAUCUAAGUUAAUAAACCCACUACACUCACUCUGAUGAAAGAUCUCCGAAUGGUCAAAAACUAGUCCCUACCCACACCGAUAAAUAGUGAGUAAAGCCGUAUUAAUAAAUAAGAUCUUUAUUAACUUCUAAUGCUAGAAACACUAUGGAUUAACAAUAAAAGUGUGUGUGUACUUAGUGUGCAAGCAAGAAGUUAUACUUCUUUGGCCUAACAAAGCAAAAAUCCUUAAAAUUAUUUAUUCCUCGUGAUAUUCUACGUUUGUAGAAAGAACAAUAUUGUAAAUAUUUUGCAACGAUGGCUUUGACAAUUAAUUAUUAAAUAGCGAAUACGGCUGCACGGGCUUGAACUCUUUGCCUAUCCUAAUAAUGGACGGCGAAACCAAAAAUAAAUAAAGAAUUUCGCAAACGUCAGAAAAUUUUAGGAACCAACUUCAGCCUGUUACUUUUGUGUUACAGUGAUGCGCGCGCAUCUUAAAAUUUCACUCUCAUCAUAUUUUCAUAACGCGCCUAAAGAUGUAUAACUUCAAUAAGAUCUUCAUGAACUUCUAAUGCUAGCACCACUAUGGCUUUAUUAAAAUUAUUUGCGACUGUACCGAGCGCUUAGGGUGGGUACAGACUAUGAUACUAGCUCGUAGCAGCCGUAGCUUGCGACAGACGACCGUGAAACGUUGAAAGUUUAAUAAUUUAAUGAAAAUCUGGUCCGUAUGGUAAACUAUAAGAAAUAAUGACGUAUAGGAGAGUGUUGACCUCUACAGUAUAGACACUUAACAAAUAAUAUUUAGUGAAACAGAAACAUAUCAUUAUUUAUAAGUGUAGUGUAGGAAUUGUUGUUGUUCUUCUACGUCUCGGAACGCCUCACGUGCAGACAUUCAGUAAAUGAAACUAUUUAUGUAUUUAAUAAUAGUUCAGUAUGAAAAUAUCAUGAUGUAAUAAUAAUAGCAGAACCUUACAUUAAAGAUUGGUCACUACUGCGCUCUAGAUACCGCACUACUUAAGAACAAUAGCAUUUUUAUUACGGCAACUAUUAGAUGCUUUUGUGCGUGGCACUCAAUGGCAUCUUAAAAAUUUUGUACAUACGCUUCGUGUUAUUUUACACUGAAAUUAUUAAAAUACAAAAUACUUACUGAUGAUAUGUGAUCCCAGUGUCUUUCUUAUUUCUUGUAGUAUUAUUUUUAAAAAGUUUUACUACGCAACCCGGCAUUUAAAUUUCAAUUAUUAGCAAAGUUUAACUGUGGCACGUCAACGUCACACAUUGAUCGAGGCUGGCUCGAGUACUUGGGCGUAGUAUAAGUGGGAGCUUGGGCGUAGUAUUAGUUGCCGCACUUUGCGACUACGCCUGCGGUAUCUAGCUGGAGCGCAGCGGAGACCAAUCCUUAUUCUAAGAUCAGAACCAUUGAAGAAAUAAAACUUGUUACUCUUUAAAGUGUGCUAAAGCUUAGAGAAGAGUGCCAACUGUGCGUCAGGUAAUAAAAAAUGUUCCUUAUUCAAAUAUAUUAUUAUGUAUGUUAUAUUAAUUUAAUCUAAGUAAAGAAAUUUGUUGAGUUACCAUUUUAGAAUUUGUUAAUUACAAAUGUUUCUAUUUUUAUUCGUUGUUGUUCAUACAUCGCACAAUCCUGACAACUUUUCGGUAAUGUCUGUAUUUGAUGUGUGUAAUAAGGGUUGUCGCUCACUUAAACCUCUUGUAGCCCAAAUGCCAAAUUAUCAAAAUUAAAUGUCCGGACAAAUGCCACAUUUUGCCGUGAACAAAUUACCUUCUAUUGGUUUUAUUAAGUCUGGUCUCCGAGUUAAUACUUAGAGCAGUAUCUUUUUUUAAAUGUUCUGUAUGAAAUGAAUACUAUAUAAUAUGAGACAUAUAAUUAAAAUCGCAAUAUCGCAAUGACUGUAACUUUGAGGUAACCAUGCGAAUCACUUCGUUCUAGUUCUAGCAAUUUGACUUACGGCAAUAUACUUUCGUGAAGUGAUACAGAUAUUAUAUACUAGCUUUUAUUCGCGACUUCGUUGGCGUUGAAUAGUUACUUUUGGGUAAUUUUUAUUACUACUUAGAAUACUUCUAAUACAAUUAAUACACAUACAAACUGCUCUUUCCGCUGGCAGCUCUCUUAUCAUAAUACAGCGCAUAUCCCUUGUCAUUGUGGACAGUCUCUUAAUAGUAUUUUUCGGUGAACUUUAAUCUCUUAUUUGAUCCCCCUGUGGGUUAAAGUUUCAAAAAUGCUCCAACAAAUGUUUAUAAAUUAUUUCUUAUCAAGAGUCGAAAUACAAAGUUUCAUGAUUUUAUCUUCGAUAAUGACGAAUUUCCAUACAAACUGCCAUCCCCUAUUUCAACCCCUCCAUUUUUUUGUAAUAAAAGGUAAGCUAUGUAUUUUUUUCAAGCUCUAGUCUACCUCUGUACUAAAUUUUAUCAAAACCGAUUCGGUGGUUUAGGCGUGAAAGCGUAACAAACAAACUUUGCACAUUUAUAAUAUUAGUAAGGAUUAUAGUGGCACGUGGGAGGGUUGGGUGAGCGACGAGCCUUAUCGAGCGGUCCACUGUUAGCUAGGUGUAGUACUUACUUAUACUGACUUAUUCCUAGUUCUUGUUGAUCGUUUGAGAUGUUGUGUAUACUGGUGUACCUUACGUAGUGCGUGCGCGGGUCGAGCUCGAGCCGCCAGACCACUUGUAAACUGAAUAUAGUAUGUUGACUGGC